Messenger RNA from Hippopotamus amphibius kiboko, 1339 nucleotides. Its product is annotated as pre-mRNA-splicing regulator WTAP-like. Lineage: Eukaryota; Metazoa; Chordata; Mammalia; Artiodactyla; Hippopotamidae. The record is from RefSeq and is a predicted model, not a curated record. Gene Ontology annotation, biological process: regulation of alternative mRNA splicing, via spliceosome. Gene Ontology annotation, cellular component: nucleus.
AGGAGCGCGGGGGCCGGCGGCAGCACGCUCAGGCGGCCUGGGCAGCGAGCGGGCAGUGCGGAGUCGACCUAUGUGACUGGGCAGCGCCGGCGUGGCCUCCGUGUGGAGAGGAUUCAGGAUGACCAACGAGGAACCUCUUCCCAAAAAGGUUCGACUGAGUGAAACAGACUUCAAAGUUAUGGCACGAGACGAAUUAAUUCUAAGGUGGAAACAAUAUGAAGCAUAUGUGCAGGCUUUGGAGGGCAAGUACACAGAUCUUAACUCUAAUGAUGUAACUGGCUUAAGGGACUCUGAAGAAAAACUAAAGCAACAACAACAAGAAUCUGCACGCAGGGAAAACAUUCUUGUAAUGCGACUAGCGACCAAGGAGCAAGAGAUGCAAGAGUGUACUACACAAAUCCAGUACCUCAAGCAAGUCCAGCAGCCUAGCGUUGCCCAACUGAGAUCAACAAUGGUAGACCCAGCAAUCAACUUGUUUUUCCUAAAAAUGAAAGGUGAACUGGAACAGACUAAAGACAAACUGGAACAAGCCCAAAAUGAACUGAGUGCCUGGAAGUUUACGCCUGAUAGCAAAUAAGGCAAAAAGUUAAUGGCGAAGUGCCGAAUGCUUAUCCUGGAGAAUCAAGAGCUUGGAAGGCAGCUGUCCCAGGGACGUAUUGCACAACUUGAAGCAGAGUUGGCUUUACAGAAGAAAUAUAGUGAGGAGCUUAAAAGCAGUCAGGAUGAACUGAAUGACUUCAUCAUUCAACUUGACGAAGAAGUAGAGGGUAUGCAGAGUACCAUUCUAGUUCUUCAGCAACAACUGAAGGAGACACGCCAGCAGUUGGCUCAGUACCAACAGCAGCAGUCUCAGCCGAGUACCAGCAGGACUACAUCUUCUGAGCCUGUAGGACAGGCAGAGGCCACAGGUAAAGACUGCAGUCGUCUGGCCAACGGAUCAAGUAAUGGCAUUUCCUCCCGGCAGAGGACGUCUGGGUCUGGAUUUCAUAGGGAGGGGGAUGCAGCUGAAGAUGACUUUCCUUCUUCACCAGGGAAUGGUAAUAAGGCCUCCAACAGCUCGGAGGAGAGAACUGGCAGAGGAGGUAGUAGUUACGUAAACCAACUCAGUGCGGGGUAUGAAAGUGUAGACUCUCCCACGGGCAGUGAAAACUCUCUCACACACCAUUCAAAUGACACAGACUCCAAUCAUGACCCUCAAGAGGAGAAAACAGUGAGUGGGAAAGGUAACCGAACUGUGGGUUCCCGCCACGUUCAGAAUGGCUUGGACUCAAGUGUAAAUGCACAGGGUUCAGUUUUGUAAAAUUUUUUCCAGCAAAUUUUUAUACAGUGUCAUUUAAUU